Messenger RNA from Monopterus albus (swamp eel), 1029 nucleotides. RefSeq names its product L-rhamnose-binding lectin SML-like. The coding region runs from base 185 to 841 and encodes 218 amino acids. Gene Ontology annotation, molecular function: carbohydrate binding. NCBI's taxonomy places the organism in Eukaryota, Metazoa, Chordata, Actinopteri, Synbranchiformes, Synbranchidae. The transcript has 10 exons. The record is from RefSeq and is a predicted model, not a curated record.
AACAAAAACGUAAUCAUGUAAUGAAUAAGAAAAUAGAGGAAAAAGAAAAGAAGAUAGCUCUGCAGACCUGCUUAUUGGACUACUAUUGCUCUGUCCCAUCAGUUCUGCUGUUCCUCCACAAACCGAAGACAAACAGGAACUCAGAGAACAAGAACAUGGAGUGCUGGCAGCAACAUGUUUGCUUAUGGGUUCAGGCUUGUCCACAGCCCAAAAUGCUGCCCCACACACUGUGACUGCUUUGUCCACAGAGAGGGUGAUCACCUGUGAUGACCUCUACAAUGUCCAUCGCUUGAGCUGUGACAGCGGAGUGAUCAGUGUGCAGACAGCCCUGUACGGACGCACAGACAGUGAGACGUGCAGUCAGGGCAGAACCACAGAUCAGCUUUCCAAUACAAAGUGCUCUCAACAGGGCACACUGGAUUUCCUCAAGAGAAGCUGUGACGGCAAGAGAGUGUGUGAAAUCAAUACAAAUGCUGUUCGUACUUCUGAUCCCUGCCCUGGCAUCUACAAAUACCUGGACACCACCUACGCCUGCUUAUUUGGGGUCCACGCUGUAGCAUGUGAAUCCUCCAUCUUAAACCUUCACUGUGAUGGACAGCAGGUUAUAUUUGUCUACGGGGCUGAUUAUGGACGCCACGACCAGACCACAUGUUCCUUCCAGCGUUCUGCCUCUCAUGUCCAAAAUGUCCAGUGCUCAGGGCCCACUACCAAAGUUGCUGAAAGGUGUAAUGGGAAAAGGAGCUGUGCUAUCAAAGCGAGCAACUCAGAGUUUGGAGACUCUUGUGUCGACACUUACAAAUACCUGGAGGUUGAUUAUGUGUGCCAUGAUCCUCCGCUUUAGCUGAAAAGCUGAAGUCACAAUAUCAUCACAAAACACACGCUUGUAUAUGAAAUGUAUACUGAAAUAAUCCAGAAACCAAUCAGCUCAAAUUCCAUACACACCAUAUGACUGAAAGUAUGCCAAUUUAAUGUGCCUUUAAUUAAUUUUCUCUGGUACAUUUACUUUUAUUCUGCUGUACCUUUUUCUAU